UGAUAUAUUGCUAUAUAAAGCUUUGGAACAGCACUGAUUUGUCGAAUCAAAUAAGUAUUUGAUAACGAAUAUAUUUGUGUGCCUGCAAAAUUCUUGUUCGUUACGAUAGAAUUUUAAGAUAUUUAAUUAACAAUCAAUUUUGUGCAAAUUUAAGAUGUGUCUUUUGAAGUUAACGAGCGCUGGUAUAAUUUCGUUGUUUGUCUUUAAUCUAUGUACGCUUUCUCUUGGAUUAAAGCCUCGUGACCAUGGAAGACUCGGUAUGUGUGGCAUGCAACAAGCAAUCUACCCGGGCAAUUUGAUGCAAUGCAAUGUCAAUAACGGACAAUUUCUUGACUAUCGUGACAUCAGAAACUGGUCUGGAAAGGAGAAUAGUAAAAAGUAUUCAGUACGAAUUUACUGCGCUGGUGGUACAGUUUAUUUGCCUUGGCCCUUUAAAGCCAGGAAUGUCGUUAGUCUAGAAAUAUAUAACUGCAAAGUUCUUGGAUUUCUGUCGGAGAUGACAAAUGAGUUGAAUAUUGCCGACGAACUUAAAACUCUGAUAUUGUCUGACGUGUCUGUGGAAAUCCCCCUUCGUAAGAUGCUUCAGCUUGGGGACCGAAUGAAUAAAGUUUCUAGAAGCGCCGACUGUGGUCAAUUAACUUUAGAGAAAUUAGUUUUUAAAGAUAUACAUUACGAAUUAAAAAUGACCCCAGAAGAGAGGGACGGUGUUAAACAAAACAGUUUCCUGGGAAACAUGAAACACAGCCAUUCUCAGCAAACACAUCCUUGCGUUUAUAAAAGUUUGAAAUACCUUGACGAAAGUGGAAGCAGGAAGAGCGGACAAUAUCAUUUAAAACUGAUUCCGGAAUAUUCCAAAUUUCCAUCUCUUGAAGUUUACAAUAUGUCUCGAAAUGAGGUAGGUCACGUGCCAAGCGCGUUCAGAAAUCUUCAUUCAGGAAAGUUUCCAGCGCUACGGCACAUUGACUUCUCUAAUAAUUUUCUAAGGGCAUUUGAGUUUGACCUUCCGACUGACCCUAAAAAGUGCAAACUAGAAAUCAUAGAUCUUCAUAACAAUCAAAUAAGAUCCGUAUCUCCAGUCAUUACACACAAGCUGAAAGAUAUGGGCAAAAUUUUAGUAGACCUGAGGCAAAACCCAAUGAAAUGUGGCUGCCAUCUGGCGAUAUUCAAGCAGUAUUUAGAAAGACUGUAUCGCAACACUAGUGAUAUUGAAUAUAAGCAGAUAUUAACAGAUAUUGCAUGUCUUACUGAUUCUACUCGUCAUGGAAAACGGAAAAAUGUCAGCAUUCUAAAGGCAACGUUUGAUAAAAAAUGCAAAAGAUGAACACCGUGAUGUUUUAUUCGGAGUAAAAUAUCUCCUGAUUUUAAAUAUUGUCGCCAAAAUUCACUCUGUAAGGGGAAGCGUGAAAAUUCACCCAGAUGAGGGUAAUUUGAAGUAUACGUACUCGUACGUAGAACGCAUAACAUUGUUGUGAGGCUUGAUAAAUAUACACAUAUUAUAUGACUACGCUACUCAUACUUAAUUUGACAGUCUACAAUGUUUUGUUUUUAUUGAGCGAAAAGAUUUGUUUUUAUUGAGGGAAGAGAUUUGUUUUUAUUGAGCGAAAAGAUUUGUUUUUAUUGAGCGAAAAGAUUUUGUUUUUAUUGAGCAAAAAGAUUUGUUCUGCAUUAAGCAAAAUAAAUUUAUACAUUGAGUAGAAAGAUUGAGCAGAAAUUUGUGUUUUAUAUUAGACAAUAAGAUUGUUUUAUAUUGAGUAGAAAUAGUUUUUUAAUAUUGAAUUGAAAGAUUUGUUUUAUUUUGAACCGAAAUAUUUGUUAUAAUUAUAUUGAAUACAUUGAGCAAAAUGUUUUGUUAAUAUUGAAAAAAAAAUGUUUUAUUGAGCAAAAAUGUUUGUUUUGAACUUAGCAAAACACAGGAUUAUAACAUAUUAAGCAGAAUUAAUUGUUUAAUAAUAAGCACAACAUGAGAAAUAUUUUUAAAUUUAGAAAAAAUAUCAGUAAAUAAUUGUAUUAUAUGAAGCAGAAAUGUCAGGAAUAAUUGUUUUACAUUGAGCCAAAAUAAUAUCACGAAUAAUUGUUUAACAUUGAGUAGAAUAUCGGACAUAAUUGUUUUAUAUUGAGCAGAAAUAUCAAGAAUAAUUGUUUUAUAUUGAGCCGAAACAUCAGAAAUUGUUGUUUUAUAUUGAGCAGAAAUAUCAGAAAUAAUUGUUUUAUAUUGAACAGAUGUAUCAGAAAUAAAUGUUUUAUAUUGAGCAGAAAUAUAUAGAAUAAUUGUUUUAUAUUGAGCAGAAAAUUCAAGAAUAAAAUUGUUUUAUAUUGAGCAAAUAUAUCAGAAAAAAAUGUUUAUAUUGAGCAAAAAUAUCAAAAAUACUUGUUUUAUAUUGAGCAGAUAUAUCAGAAAUAGUUGUUUUUUAUUGAGCAGAAAUAUCAAGAAUAAUUGUUUCAUGUUGAGCAGAAAAAUAUUGUUCUAUAUGUAUUGGGCAGAAUAUAAAGAUGUGUUUCUAGUGGAGAAGACAUGUAUUAUGUUAAA
Ruditapes philippinarum (Manila clam) is the source of this 2527-nucleotide messenger RNA. RefSeq lists its product as uncharacterized. The record is from RefSeq and is a predicted model, not a curated record. Gene Ontology annotation, molecular function: protein binding. Bases 155 to 1321 code for a protein of 388 amino acids. The transcript has a single exon. Lineage: Eukaryota; Metazoa; Mollusca; Bivalvia; Venerida; Veneridae.